This is a messenger RNA of Symbiodinium sp. CCMP2456, 4220 nucleotides long. The record is from the annotation of a GenBank genome assembly. NCBI's taxonomy places the organism in Eukaryota, Dinophyceae, Suessiales, Symbiodiniaceae.
AUGUCAGGCCAGCCCAACCAGGCCUUUGUCAUGGCCGCGAAUGCUGGUGCAGCGACUGAAUCAGGUCUUGCUUACGCCUCCCAGCCGUCCCUGUCACAGAUCCAUGCGCGCGCCCGGCUGGGCGCCGCUUCGGCACAGAACGCCGCGAAGGGCGCAGAGUCCAAUGCGUCGAUGUCGGCCCCGGCAGCUUUGAUGGGUGGAUCCCUGCUCGGGCUUUGCGCCAGCUCCAAGCGCUCCAAGCGCAGCUCCAGGCGCACGGCUUUGCGUGUCGCAACGGCCGACGUCCAGACUCUGAACGCUCCAGAUGGGGAGGAUGAGAUGAUGGCAGGUGUUUCCGGCGGUGCCUUUGGUGGCUACACGCAGUCGAAUGUGUCUGCGCGCCGGGUUGUGCCUUCUGAGGCGCAGAGACAGGGUCGGAAGUACGUCAAAGUAGUUUACGUGGUUCUGGAGUCCCAGUAUCAGUCGGCAAUGACUACUGCCAUCCGUCAGAUCAACAAGUCUCCGGGCCCUGUUUGCAUGGAGUGCGUGGGCUACUUGCUGGAGGAGAUUCGAGACCCUACCAGCGAAGAGGAGCUGGCAAAGGACUUAGAUGACGCCAACAUUUUCAUUUGUUCAUUGAUUUUUGUGCAAGAGCUGGCCGAGAAGCUCGUGAAGAUCGUCGAGCCUCGCCGCGAGAAUCUGGACGCCUGCCUUUGCUUCCCCUCGAUGCCUGAGGUGAUGAAGCAGAACAAGCUUGGCACCUUCGAUUUGACACAGAUUGCCGGUGGCCCUCUCGGCAACUUCGCGCAGCAGGUGAAGGACUUGAGGCAGAAGUCUUUGGCCAAGAACAAGCCGGCCUCCGGUGGGAACUUCCAGGACAGCUUGUUGAAGCUGGUCCGAACACUGCCGAAGGUCCUGAAGUUCUUGCCGGGAGAUCAGGCAAAAGAUGCCAGGACCUUCGUCCUGUCUCUUCAGCACUGGCUUGGUGGUACUCCGGAGAAUCUGGAGGCCAUGCUCCUGCGAGUGGCAGGUGGCUACGUCUCAGGCGUGGAGGACAUCGACACCGAAGCGCUGAUGGAUCCCGUGGUCCUGCCCGACAUGGGAAUCUGGCAUCCGCUUGCCCCGCAGAUCUUCGAUAGCAUGAGUGAGUACAAGGAGUGGUAUGACAACGUUCACUGCCCUGCUGCCGGCAUUCUCCCAAACGCGCCAACCAUCGGACUUGUCUUGCAGAAGUCGCACAUUGCUACCAAGGAUGACGGCCACUAUGUGGGCGUUGUGCAGGAACUGGAGCGCCGCGGUGCCAGGGUCGCCUGCACCUACACCGGUGGCCUGGACUUCUCCGUGCCGGUGCAGGAGUAUUUGGCCGGACCCACCGGUGAGGGCAUGGUGGAUGCCCUGGUGAACCUGACUGGUUUCUCCUUGGUGGGUGGGCCCGCAUCCCAAGAUGCCAAGAAGGCGAAGGAGGUCCUCAUGAAGCUCAACCGACCCUACUUGGUCAGCGUUCCGCUGGUGUUCCAGUCUUUCACGGAAUGGCAGAACAGCCAGCUUGGCCUUCACCCGGUGCAGGUUGCUCUUCAGGUCUCCCUGCCCGAGAUUGAUGGUGCCAUCGAGCCGCUGAUCUUCUCUGGGCGCGACGGCACCAGCGGCCGCUCCAUUCCAAUGCAGGACCGCAUCGGUGCGGUGGCGACCCGAGCAAUGAAUUGGGCAAACCUGCGCAAGAAGACCAAUGCGGAGAAGAAGUUGAGCAUUUGUGUCUUCCAGUUCCCCCCGGACAAGGGCAACGUUGGCACUGCUGCGUACCUGGAUGUCUUCGGCAGCAUCUACGCAGUGAUGGGAGAGUUGAAGAAGCAGGGCUACACCAUUGAGGACAUGCCGGAAAACGCAGAGGGUCUGCAGAAGUCCAUUCUGGAGGACCCAGAGGCAGCAAUGUCCAUGUCGGACUUGAAUGUCGCCUACCGCAUGAGCGUGGACGAAUACGAGGAGCUCUGCCCCUUCGCCCAUGACCUGCGCGAGAACUGGGGCCCUCCGCCUGGAGAGCUGAACACCGACGGUCGCGACAUGCUGAUUUACGGCAAGCAUUUCGGAAAUAUCUUCCUCGGUGUGCAGCCUACCUUCGGCUACGAGGGUGACCCCAUGAGGUUGCUCUUCGCCAAGUCCGCGUCUCCUCAUCAUGGUUUCGCUGCCUUCUACACGUACUUGGAGUUCAUCUUCAAGGCAGAUGCCCUGCUCCACUUCGGAACCCACGGAUCUCUGGAGUUCAUGCCCGGCAAGCAGGUCGGCAUGUCAGGAAGCUGUUAUCCUGACCGCCUGAUCUCCGUGUUGCCCAACCUGUACUACUACGCAGCGAACAACCCGUCGGAAGCCACCAUUGCCAAGCGACGAUCCUAUGCGUCCACCAUCUCCUACUUGACCCCUCCGGCGGAGAAUGCCGGCCUCUACAAGGGCCUCAAAGAGCUGAGCGAGCUGGUGAAGUCCUACCAGGGACUCAGGGAGAACGAGCAGCGAGGUGCCUCGAUUGUCAACAGCAUCGUGGCCACUGCACGUCAGUGCAACUUGGACAAGGACAUUGACGAGCUUCCCUCCGAAGAGGAGGACAUGGCCAAGGUAUCCAUUGACGAGCGCGACGCCGUGGUUGGCAAGGUCUACCGGCUGCUCAUGGAGAUCGAGUCCCGAGCGCUGCCGAUGGGUUUGCACCAGGUCGGCGUGCCGCCCACUGCAGAAGAGAGCAUUGCCACGCUUGUUAACAUUGCGCAGCUGGACCGCCCUGAGAUGAGCAUCAAGAGCUUGCCCCGUCUCCUUGCAGAGUGCAGAGGCAAAGACAUCGAGGCGGUCUACAAGGGCAACAACGAGGGAGUCCUCGAGGAUGUGGCCCUUGUCCAGGAGAUCACCCUGGCGAGCCGCGCGGCCGUCGGGGCGCUGGUGAAGCAGUCCACGAACGCGGAGGGACGCGUCGAGGAGGUGAACCCCUUCUUGCAGGACGUUUUCAACUUCUUUUCUGGCGGCUCUCCGUACAAGCAGGCCCUUGAGGAGUGUGGCUUCGAUGGCGUCAGCGAUGACUACCUGAAGCCCCUCUUCGAGUACUUGCAGGCUUGCCUCGGCGAAGUCGUGCGCAACAACGAGGUCGGAAGCUUGAUUAGUGCCCUCGACGGCAAGUUCAUCGAGCCAGGCCCUGGCGGUGACCCCAUCCGCAAUCCGGAUGUGCUCCCGACGGGCAAGAACAUGCACGCCCUGGAUCCGAACUCCAUCCCAACGAAGGCAGCCACUGACGUGGCCAUGGUCGUGGUGGACCGCCUUUUGGAGUCGCUGACUGAGCAGCAGGGCGAGAUGCCAGAGUCGAUUGCCUUCACCCUUUGGGGCACCGACAAUAUCAAGACUUACGGCGAGUCCUUGGCGCAGGUGCUUGCGCUGGUCGGUGCGCGACCAGUUCCGGACUCCCUGGGGCGCGUGAACAAGGUCGAGCUGAUCCCUCUCGAAGAGCUGGGACGGCCGCGAGUCGAUGUGGUGUGCAAUUGCUCGGGUGUCUUCCGUGAUCUCUUCAUCAAUCAGAUGAACCUGCUCGACCGUGCCAUCAAGGCGGCAGCGGAGGCGGACGAGCCCCCAGAGCAGAACUUUGUCCGCAAGCAUGCGAUGGAGCAGGCGGAGGAGCUCAACAUCUCUCUCAGACAGGCCGCGACGCGCGUUUUCUCCAAUGCGGCGGGAUCAUAUUCCGCAAACGUUGGCAUUGCCGUGGAGAACGGUGCCAGCGUUGACGAGGAGCAACUGCAGGAGCAGUUCGUCACGCGCAAGGGAUUUGCUCUCAGCUCGGAUGCACCCGGCGAGCUCAUUGAGUCCUCUGGCCUAUUCAAGUCCGCUCUCAGCAAGGUCGACGUGACCUUCCAGAACCUGGACUCCAGCGAGAUCUCGCUGACGGACGUGUCCCACUACUUCGACAACGAUCCCACUAAGGUCGUCUCCAACCUCCGCAAGGAUGGGAAAAAGCCGGCGGCCCUGAUCGCUGACACGACCACGGCCAAUGCCCAGGUCCGAUCCCUCUCCGCCCAGGUCAGGCUGGACAGCAGGACGAAGCUUCUGAACCCAAAGUUCUACGAGGCGAACCUGAAGGGAGGUUAUGAGGGCGUCCGGGAGAUCUCCAAGCGAAUGAGAUUUACCUUCGGUUGGAGCACAACAGCGGAUGCCGUCGACAACUUCGUGUACGAAGACUGCAACACGACCUACAUCCAGGAUGAAGAGAUUAAGAACAA